UCUGCUUCUGGCACCUCAAAGGAGAUGCGCUGCCUGCUGACGACUCAGAGCCAGAACUGCUACCGGGAGCAGAUUCAGAAGGAGAUGUUGACACGUUUGGCCUGGAAGAGCCGCUACGCCAAGCUCUACCCGUCCUGCUACAGCCCCCAAAACUACAGCAGAGAGUCCACACAGCUGGCCCACCUGCCUGCUGCCUCCCGGGCAGCCCUGCCUCCUGUUACCAGGACACCCAAGAGUCAGAGCAACCUUCCUCCUCCUCCUCCUCUUCCUCCUCCUGUGCUCUCUGUGGAGGGGGACGGGCGUCUCAGUGUUCCUCCCACGAUGAGGCCAGUUUCUCCCCAGACCAGACAGACUCUCUAUCAGGACUCGUCUCAGCACGGGAGAGGGCGGAGUCUGUACCUGCACAGACGUGGACAGAUGAGACCCGAGGAGAAGUUUGAUUUUCCCGUGCUCUCGUCCUGGGAGUACGGGUGGAGGCUGGGUGACUACACUCUGGAUUACAGAACGCCGUCCCGUGCCAGGUCGUCGGUGGUGAAGAGCACCUUCUACGCCAGGAACGGUGUGUUCAGCAGCCCAUCAGCCACCGACACGCUGGGCUGAAGUUCAUCAGACGCCAGUGGCUUGAUGUUUUUGUUUUACUGGCCAAAGGUCGGGUCAUUUGGGGGAUUUUAAGGGAUCAUAAACUAUUCUGGGAUCAUGACAAAUGGCAACUUUUGGGGGCAAGACAUAAAACUUUGGCAUUAGAGAAUGCCAUAACAAAACAAGGGAAUGUAUCUGAUCAGAAAUCCUUGACUUCCUGUAACACUGUUUGUUUACCAUCCACACAGCUGUAAGUUUAAAUGUCCUGUAAGCUGAUACUGUGUGAUGGAUAAUGAAUGAACUCCUGGCCUGGGAUCAGUCAGAGUGAGUCACUUCAUCUCGACACCUGAUACCUCCGUGUUUCUAAACAGUGACCUGGAGGAAAUGUUACACACCACAACACUGAAUCAUUUAUUUCUAAUCAGUCAUAAUAGCAGUGUAGUUUUAUUACUUUCUUUGAUCCCAGGUGUGUUCGUGUUUGGAAG
Messenger RNA from Seriola aureovittata, 1064 nucleotides. RefSeq names its product protein ATP6V1FNB. Lineage: Eukaryota; Metazoa; Chordata; Actinopteri; Carangiformes; Carangidae. Bases 25 to 600 code for a protein of 191 amino acids. The record is from RefSeq and is a predicted model, not a curated record. The transcript is spliced from 5 exons.